Messenger RNA from Trypanosoma cruzi, 1701 nucleotides. RefSeq lists its product as uncharacterized. Bases 1 to 1701 code for a protein of 566 amino acids. The record is from RefSeq and is a predicted model, not a curated record. The transcript has a single exon. Lineage: Eukaryota; Euglenozoa; Kinetoplastea; Trypanosomatida; Trypanosomatidae.
AUGUUUGUUAAAAUGAAAGGGUCGGAGAUGCAGAAGGCUUUUGGACUGGGUGCUGCUGCUGCUUCUGCUCUUUCUGGCGGUAGCAGUGGUGCUUGUAGUAACGGCAAAGGUGAUGAUGUUUCCCACGCGUUCGGGGUGUUUCAGAACGCACACAUCAAUUCGUUUCCUGUGCGUGCGGCGAUAGACAUUGGGACGGGUGGCAUGAUUUCCAUGGCAGUUGGACGCGUUGACGCAGCGCGCAAUGCCGUGCGCGACUUCAUGUACCAGACGACGCUGCCGCUUCACCUCAUGUCAGCCAACGCCGAGUCUUCCUCGGGUCCGUUUGUUCUCUCCUCCCGUACAUUUGAAACGCCUCCUUCCUCUUUUAUUCUCAGCGAAAAGACACGGACAGACAUUCGAAACAAAAUGCGUAUGCUACAUGGGGCAUUGCGUCGUGAUCAAUACGAUGGUCUGAGUGAACGGGCUGCUGUGGUCUCGUGGCCGCUGUGCGAAGCCGCGGACGCCCUGUCUUUAGCAGAAGAACUAACACGUGAGUUCAAGGUGGACGUCCGCGUAUUGGGAAAGACGUUUCAUGUGAGCACUUUAUGCCAUACUUCAAAGCCCUUGUUUGGAACCGAGGGGGCGGCGACUCUUCUCCGCAAAAAAGGGGUGAAGGAUCGCGCCUUUCAAAAAGAUCACAGAAAUACUGAUGAUGACAGCUUGCAGUUGCUUAUGCAACAAAUUGUUCGUAGACGGGAGAAGCGGCGUGCGCGACACUGCAGCACAGAAAAUCAGGAUUGCCAUCAUGUGAAUAUCGAUGAACACUGCGCAGUGCUUCCAAGGCAACAACUGGAACAGCUGGCUUUCCUUGCGCACGCUGCAGUGAGCAAGUGCAUUGCUCCCCAACGCAUGCUUGUUAUCACGGAGGAUCGCCAUAAAGGCCUCUGUAUUCUUGCUGCGGACACAACAAAGGAGGAUGUGACGGACAAAGAGGGCAAAAAAGCUGUGGUGUUACGCAAUACCCCGAUAUCGGGUGGCCUGCUGUUACAUGUUCUACCAUUUGAUAUCCUCGCGGCCCAGCGUCUGUUGCUCACAGCAGUGCAGCGUCGUGCAGAUUUAUCGGAAAACACCGAAGACCGACGCAGUUCCAAUCCUGUUCUUCGUGAGGAGUUUAGAGAACUGCGAUGCUUGCUGGAGAAAAUGAUAGCCCCAACUUUACCAGCAUGGGUACAUGAGAAGUCUGGCGCUGGUGGUCUCAUUUGUGGCUCAAGCUUCAACGGAGGUGUACUUAACAUCGCUGCACGGGUGGCACAGAGAACAAAUGUUUCACUUGACCACCUUGAAACAAAUGCGGAGAUGCAUUACUGUGGUCUUACAGAUGUGUUACUAGCGGUAAAUUACCCAGACCCAACGACUGUAUUGCCGAGUGCCGCCUUUGCCAGUGCGUUAAUGCGAGCACUCGAGACGAACCGCUUUGAGUACUUACCGGAAGUGGGCAUUGCCGCCGCGUUGUUAGUUCAGCCCUCUUUAUGGAUAUACGAUCGGCGUGAGAAGGUGAGGACGACACUGCAAAAGAAAAAGUUCUUCAGCGGCUCUAGUGCACAACGUACAUUUCGUCGGCCGCACGCUAGAGAAAACCCUUCUGCAUCGCCAGAGGCAUCAUGGCAACUUAACCAAUCGUGGAAUCCGUUGUCGUACGCAAACAGCACGAAGGGGACAUGA